GCACAGCAGAGGAUCUCUGAGUGCCGGGAUGAUGGAGGAAAAGCAACAGAAGCUCAGCCUGAGGCGAGACGUGGGGCUGGUCGGCGCCGUGUCGCUGAUCGCAGGGACGAUGAUCGGAUCUGGGAUCUUCAUGUCCCCGCAGACCGUUAUCUCCUCUAUUGGCAGCUCGGGGGCCAGCCUGGUGGUGUGGGCCAGCUGCGGCCUGCUGGUGAUACUGGUGUCCUUCUGCUACGCUGAACUGGGCACCGUCAUCCAGGAGUCAGGGGGAGAGUACAUCUACAUCCUCAGGACAUCGGGUCCAGUCAUGGCCUUCAUGUUGGCCUUCACCUCCAUCUUAUUUGUGAGACCCGCUGGAGUCGCCGGCAUCUCUCUGAGCUUUGCUCAGUACGUCGUGGCUCCUUUCUAUCCAGAAUGCCCUCCUCCAGAGCUGGUGGUGAAAUGUGUGGCUGCAGCUGCGAUCGUGGUCCUGGCGAUCGUAAACUGCAUGAAUGUUCGCUUCUCGAUGUCGGUGCAGGUGUUCUUUAUGGUGGCUAAGGUUGUGGCCUUGGCAAUCAUUAUCAUAGGGGGGGUGGUCAUGCUUGCCAAAGGGAGCACGGAAAGCUUUGAAAACUCCUUUGAGAACUCAAACGUGGGCAUCAAUCCAAUCGGUAUUGCUCUCUACCAGGGACUGUGGUCAUAUGACGGCUGGAACAAUCUGAACUACGUGACUGAGGAGCUGAAGCGUCCAGAGGUAAACCUUCCCAGAGCUCUGGUGAUAGCAAUCUCUCUGGUCACUGGCUUGUAUCUGCUGGUGAAUGUGAGCUAUCUGACGGUGAUGACGCCCCAGGAGCUCAUGUCCUCCACCGCCGUGGCCGUCACCUGGGGGAACAAGGUGCUGGGAAGCUGGGGUUGGAUCAUGUCGUUGGCUGCAGCCCUGUCUGCGUUCGGUUCCUUGAAUGGGACAUUCUUCAGCGGGGGUCGAGUCUGCUUUGUGGCGGCCAGGGAGGGCCACAUGCCAGAUAUUCUCUCCAUGGCUCACAUCCACCGCCUGACUCCCUCUCCGGCUCUCAUCUUCACCACUGUGAUCUCGCUGGUGGUGCUCAUCCCCGGAGACUUUCAGAGUAUAGUCAACUACUUCAGUUUCACAGCCUGGUUUUUCUAUGCUGUCACUCUGUCUGGACUGAUCUAUCUCAAAAUAAGGAAACCGGAGCUCCCAAGACCGUACAGCGUCCCCAUCGUGCUCCCCAUUCUGAUCCUGCUGGUGGCAGUUUUCCUCGUACUGGCCCCCAUCAUAGACCAGCCUCAGAUUGAAUACCUUUACGUGGCGUUAUUUAUCCUGAGUGGUGCAAUAAUCUAUGUACCGUUCAUCCAUUACAAGCUCUGCCCGGGGCUGUUCGAUAGGGUGACAAUGUUCCUGCAGCUGUUCCUGGAGGUGGCCCCGGCAGAAAAAAACCUGUGAUUUCAAGCUUGCUGCGGGUUAAUCUUAACCUGCGGGGACAAUAAGCUCCAAAAACCAGUUUAUGUAAUUGGUUUAAACAGACUGUGUUUUAUCCUUGCUGCACUUAUUUAAAUUAAACUGUGUGUUUAAAAAGAAUUACGAUAAUUUAUUUUAAGCACAUUUUAUGGUAGGAAAAAGUCAAAUCUGCAACAAAUCGUGCAGUUAUUUCUGAUAAGCUGUAUUUUGUUACUGCAUAAACAGACGCAUUACAAAGAGGCGUUUCGAUUCGUAGCAGCUGCUUUAUUUGGUUAAAACAAUAAUUUAAAAAAAAAGUGUCUCAGUGUGAUGGCUCCCUCUUUGUAGCUGUAUUUUUUACAUUUCAGUCAAUAAAAGCAUAAAAAGCGAAGACACAUGAUUAAGUUUACAUUUUCUGAAGACGAUUGUUGAUAUAUUUGGUGCCUUUUCAGUUAC
Molecule: messenger RNA, 1888 nt
Organism: Fundulus heteroclitus (mummichog)
Lineage: Eukaryota; Metazoa; Chordata; Actinopteri; Cyprinodontiformes; Fundulidae
Product: b(0,+)-type amino acid transporter 1
Exons: 6
Coding region: 29-1438 (469 amino acids)
Biological process (GO): amino acid transmembrane transport
Cellular component (GO): membrane
Molecular function (GO): L-amino acid transmembrane transporter activity
Source: RefSeq, a predicted model, not a curated record